AUUUUGACGUUUGUGGGCAAUGAUUUUCUUUCGUUUCACUAAACGUAAACAAAAAUAAAAAUAAAGGGCGAAAGAGUACUAUUUUUUUUAAACGCCUGCGAGCUAUUUAAUUAACCUUUAUCUUAUAUACAUUUUAAAAAAUAUGGGUGAUUAUGAUUCUGAUGACGAAAAAUCACAAUUAGAAAAGCUGCGCUAUGCGAAAGUUCCGCGCGGAAUGUUUGUGAGCGGAUGGGACGAUGAUGCUGACGAACUAAUUGAAGAAGACAAAAAUCCACAAGCAAGCAUCGAGCGAAUGAUUCUAUGGGCUGUAAAUGAAAAUAAAAUAAAUGAAGUUCGAGACAUUCUAAAACUGGACGCCGAAACUGUUUCUGCAAUAGACGACGAUGGUUAUACGCCUUUGCAUCGGGCAUGUUACAAUAAUUUCGUAGAUAUUGCCAAAUUAUUGUUGCAGUACAAGGCCAAUCCAAAUGCACGUACAAAUUUGGGUUGGACGCCUUUACAUUCAGCAUGUAAAUGGAGUAAUGCAGAAUGUGCUGGGUUACUUUUACAACAUGGGGCUGAUGUGAACGCCAGAUCUGAAGGCGAUCAAACUCCACUACACGUGACAGCAACCGUGUCUAACUGUCGCAAUACGGCGACAGUACUUUUAAUGAACGAAAAUAUCGAUACGUCGGCGUUAAAUAAUUCCGAAGAGACGGCUGAGGUAAUUGCGCGACGUACUGGACUGACAUUUCCUGUAUUUGAAAUGGGCCACCCGGCGUAUGAAGUUGAAACCGGUAUAAUUGAUUAAAUGAUGCUGCUCUAUUAAAGCAAAAGCUCUAAUUUAAAGUACUUUUUUAUUUUUAUUAUAAAUUAAAGCUACCUUUGUGUUGUUA
This is a messenger RNA of Rhagoletis zephyria (snowberry fruit fly), 875 nucleotides long. RefSeq names its product ankyrin repeat domain-containing protein 49 (gene Ankrd49). Gene Ontology annotation, molecular function: protein binding. The record is from RefSeq and is a predicted model, not a curated record. NCBI's taxonomy places the organism in Eukaryota, Metazoa, Arthropoda, Insecta, Diptera, Tephritidae.